GAUGAGGAAAUGAAAGCCGUAAACACUGGAGCGUUCUGUGUGGUAUUCUUAAUAGUAAUUGAAAAAUAUGUCAAGGAAAUUAAAAAAAGAAGACUAUCAUCGACUGUACACCGUGACAGAUACAAGAACUCAUGAAAAGGGUUUUACGGAAUAUAAGGUUACAGCUCGGUUUGUGUCAAAGAAAAAUCCUGAAGAUGUUAAAGAGAUUGUGGUGUGGAAAAGAUACUCUGACCUCAAGAAACUGCACAGUGAGCUCUCCUACACACACAGAAACUUAUUUAGAAGGUUAGAAGAAUUUCCUGCUUUCCCAAAAGCACAAGUAUUUGGUCGUUUUGACGCAUCAGUAAUUGAAGAUCGCAGAAAUGCAUCCGAAACUAUGCUUCAGUUUACUGUAAACAUCCCAGCCCUUUACAACAGCCCGCAACUCAAAGAAUUUUUCAGGGGUGGAGAAGUCAGAAAACCUUUAGACUUGGCAUUUCCUUCAGUUUCAUCUCUGCCUCCCCCUUUAAUUCCGCUUCCACAGAGUAACGGAGAGAAAAACAAGCCAGAAACUGAAAUAUGUUCAGCUGUUGGCAUCUCAGAAUCACCCUUAGAAAAUGUUGAAGAAGGGACAGAAGCAUACAGUGAACCAGUUGAUAGCAUAGCACUUAAUGAAAAUUACCAUGAACAAGGAUGUUUGCCUUUGGAAGAUGAGGUUGACGGGGAUCACCUAAAAUCCCAGGAAUUUGAUUUGCUUUUUGAUUCUGGCGUAGAGGAGUCAGAAGACGAGAAGACCUCUUCAUCCUUUCUUUCUAAAAGUGACAUGGCUGCUUUUGAUCCAUGUGCCAUAGAAGGUCAACCUGAUUUAAACGAACAGUAUGAAAAUGAGCUUUUGUCAUUAAAUAUCAACUCAGAGAGUACUGGUGCAUGCAGUUCCCUUGUAUCUGAUGACGUGAUCAGGGAUUUCUUUGACUCUGGCAGUGUUAGCAAUCUUUCAGAUCUACAGCUCCAACAACUCCAAGACAAUGAAGACGAGACUGACACUCCGGGCAUUGAGACAGUGCAGGAGGAGUAUGUUGUGUUGGCUGUUGAGAAAAUUACAGUGGCUAUGGAAAAAGAAUUGGCUCAUGAAUACAGCUCAGCUUUUAACCUAUACCAGAAAGGCGUGGACAUUCUUUUGAAAGGAAUGAAAGGAGACUCUGAUCCAUCUCGGAGGGAGGCAGUAAAGAAAAAAACAGCAGAAUACCUGAAGCAUGCAGAAGCCAUCUUUCAGCAGCACCUUGCAGGCCCUUCUUGAGACCGCACCAAACGUUCCACUCAGGAUAAUGUUGAUGUCACCUGACAUAUUUUUUGACAUCUAUGAAUUUACCUUAAGCUACACAAUAUGUGCUAAAAGGUCUGGGAGGCUAGCUUCCCAAACUGCUUAUGUUCUAAGUCAACAGGUAUUCUGUUGGCUCAGUGAUAUUUAUUUUUUAGGUUAUAUUUAAUUUUUAUUUCCUAAAUUAUGUUUUGAAAAUAGUAAUUAAUGUAUUAAUACAUUUAAACAUAUAUUUGUGUAAGAAUCAUUUUCAUAGAAAACUUUGCCUAAUAUAGGUCCUGAUGUAUAAUGUAAUGAAUGUUUAAGAAUACCAGUCGGAAUGAAGAACACUAUUUAACUACUGUAAUCUUAAUCUACUGAAUUUGGUGAUCUUUUUCAAUUUAAAAUUGGUGAUUAAGCUAUAGCAUACAGGAACCUUCAAAAUCUAAGAUUUUUGUCAAAUACUAAAUGGCCAAGAGCAGUUUCAUUUUUAACCAAUGAAAAGGAAGAUUUCAAAAAAAGCAAAUGAUGUUAACAUUUUCGUACCUAACCUAUGACAGAGACUACUAAAUCAUUUAUUGAGAGGGGCUGGACAUUUGUAUGAUUGGGUCAGCAGAGGAUCAUGUGGAAAGUGUGCUUGUUUAAAAAAGUGUGAUGCUCAGUAAUGAAAUGCUAGCAGUUCUCAGUGUAGUUAUGAUUCCUUCAAAUGAAGAUGGUGGGCUUCUGUAUGAUGGGCACAUCUGCUUUUUAAAAUACUCAUAUGAAAGGCACAGAGGAGCCAUUCCAGGAUAUCUUAUUUUGCAUCACUCAAUUUAAACUAAGGAUCCCAUAUUGGGUUCAUUUUUUGACAUUUCUUAUGUUUUUCCAUUAUUUCUAUAUUUUGCUAAAUUUUUCCUGUUCUUUUGGUGCAAAGUGAAAUUAUACCAGCAGAGCAAAUAUUAAGCAUUUUAGUACAGACCCACAUUUGUAUUUAUUUGAAAAUUCCUUGAAAUUAAGCACAAAUGUAUUAUGUGGAAUUAGUUGAUUAUGAUAUCCUACCACCUCAGUUUUCAUAAGAUGUAUGUAUUUAUUUAUUUAUUUUUAAGGAUAAAGUUCAAAUUCUGGAAAACAGUAGUUGUUCCUGUUUAUUUUGGCACUUAAUACUAAAAAUGAUAGUCCUUA
This is a messenger RNA of Polypterus senegalus (gray bichir), 2437 nucleotides long. It is a transcript of the gene snx15, whose product is annotated as sorting nexin 15. Lineage: Eukaryota; Metazoa; Chordata; Cladistia; Polypteriformes; Polypteridae. Bases 68 to 1276 code for a protein of 402 amino acids. The transcript is spliced from 8 exons. Gene Ontology annotation, molecular function: phosphatidylinositol binding. The record is from RefSeq and is a predicted model, not a curated record.